Messenger RNA from Aureobasidium pullulans EXF-150, 1273 nucleotides. RefSeq lists its product as uncharacterized. The transcript has 2 exons. Bases 235 to 1164 code for a protein of 309 amino acids. The record is from RefSeq and is a predicted model, not a curated record. Lineage: Eukaryota; Fungi; Ascomycota; Dothideomycetes; Dothideales; Saccotheciaceae.
GGCUGACGUUCCCGACUUUGACUUUGGUAUCCCUACCGUUAUCUCUGAUAUCCCGACUGGUGGCCUUGACUUCACUCCUUGUGAAAUCCCUGGUCCGUCUCAACCUGACGCCAACCCUUUCGGCUACAACAACGCCGGUCUGCCUUACUUUGGUCAGUCUAACUUCGGCCAGUACGCUCCUGCUCCUAUGAUGCCUCAGCAAUACAUGCCUACGUAUGCUCCUCAGUACCACCCAUGAUGCCUAUGAUGCAGGCUCCGAUGCCCAUGCCCAUGCAAGCCCCUGGUUUCUCUUUCACUCCUGCUCCUGAAGCUCCUACGUACCCCGCUCCCGCAGAUAACGAUGUCGACAUGUCCGGUGUUCCGUCCACUCCUCUGAGAAGGUCUGGUAGAAAUGCUGCUGGCAAGAAGACUACCUAUCAAGACCCUACCAGUCCCUCACGCGAUGCAACUCCUGCCAAACGUCAAAAGCGUACCCUUUCUAAGGUCGCUAGACCUGCUAUUGAGCUGAAGGCUCCUAUCAGUGUUCUGACUGCUGAUCUAGGCUCCCCCAAGGACAUGCUAGCUUUCGCCAAUCGUUCCAUCGCUGUAAGACACGCUGAAGCUGCCAAGCGCGGUAAGACUCCUAGACCUCUCAACAGGUUCGUUUGUUAUCGUUCCGCUUAUUCUGACCUUACCACGAAGUGGGCCUCCUCCAGUGAUCAUCGAAACAUUUCUUGCAUUCUUGGUGCUAGUUGGAAGAUCGAGCCUCAAAGCAUUAUUAACCAGUUCGACAAGAUUGCUGCUCUGGACUUUGCCAACCACAUGAAGGCUUUCCCUACCUACAAGUAUCUUUCCGGUCAAUCUCGAGGAACCAAGCCUGUCAAGCCUAGAACGACUCCUCAACCCAAGAAGCAGCGCCAGCCCAAGAAGUACGCAGGAAGACCAUGCGCUCGCCCCGUCUGCCUUAAAAGCGACUACAACGAGAUGACUCCCAUCCCUCAAUCACCCACAAUCACGUUGAACGAUGAGGACAUCAUGUCCGAAGGCGAUGAUGAUAUGGCUGAUCUGUUUGGCGGUUCGUCCCCCUCUACUCCUAAGUCUACCCGCGCUCCCACUCCCUCUCCUACUCCUUCGAGAUACAACCUCCGUCAUAGGCAAAUUUCGACCACCGUCUUUCACAAGUAAAUUCUAUACCCUGCUAACAUCCAGAACCCCCUCAAGUCCAAUCUCCGCUAUAGAUAAGUCUCUAACCUACCAGGUGAGUCUUCCACUGUUUGAAUCACGCUUGAAGUUU